Molecule: messenger RNA, 4338 nt
Organism: Carlito syrichta (Philippine tarsier)
Lineage: Eukaryota; Metazoa; Chordata; Mammalia; Primates; Tarsiidae
Gene: SLC38A10
Product: solute carrier family 38 member 10
Exons: 16
Coding region: 417-3776 (1119 amino acids)
Biological process (GO): amino acid transmembrane transport
Molecular function (GO): amino acid transmembrane transporter activity
Source: RefSeq, a predicted model, not a curated record
GUCACUUCCGUGAAGGGGAGCCCGCGGGAGGCGGAAGUGUGUGUGCCGGGGAGGCGGCGGAGCGGAGCUGAGCGGUCCCUAGCUGGCAUCUUGCGGCUCUUCCGGGUCUGGACUCGGAGACUCUCUGGCGGCCCGCGAAACCCAGCGAGGGACUGGAGGCCCUGAGGCGGCCGCGGGGCUUGGCGGGGUCUGGAGGUUGACCUCGCCCCCGCCGCCUGCCCUCGAGGCCGCCUCCUCCAAGCAGUCUCCUGGCCCCUCGCCCGCGCCUGCUCAGGCUCCCGUGCCCCUGCCCAUCUCUGCCUUAUCUGCGUCCCUGUCCUCGGGGCCCGUGACCGUGGCCUCGGAGUGGGCUUUUAGGGCCGGCCGCAGCCCGGCGACCCCGAGGCGUCCCGCCCUGGGCCCCCAGACCCCUCAGUAUGACCGCGGCCGCCGCCUCCAACUGGGGGCUGAUCACGAACAUAGUGAACAGCAUAGUAGGGGUCAGUGUCCUCACCAUGCCCUUCUGCUUCAAACAGUGCGGUAUCAUCCUGGGCGCCCUGCUCUUGAUGUUCUGCUCCUGGAUGACGCACCAGUCAUGCAUGUUCCUGGUGAAGUCCGCCAGCCUGAGCAAACGGAGGACCUAUGCCAGUCUGGCAUUCCACGCCUAUGGAAAAGCAGGGAAGAUGCUGGUGGAGACCAGCAUGAUUGGGCUGAUGCUGGGUACCUGCAUUGCCUUCUACGUUGUGAUUGGUGACUUGGGGUCCAACUUCUUUGCCCGGCUGUUUGGGUUUCAGGUGACUGGCACCUUCCGCAUGUUCCUGCUGUUCGUGGUGUCCCUGUGCAUCGUGCUCCCUCUCAGCCUGCAGAGGAACAUGAUGGCCUCCAUCCAGUCCUUCAGUGCCAUGGCGCUCAUCUUCUACACUGUCUUCAUGUUCGUGAUCAUGCUGUCCUCUUUCAAGCACGGGCUCUUCGGGGGGCAGUGGCUACGGGGGGUCAGCUACGUCCGCUGGGAGGGUGUCUUCCGCUGCAUCCCCAUCUUCGGCAUGUCCUUCGCCUGCCAGUCCCAGGUUCUGCCCACCUAUGACAGCCUGGACGAGCCAUCGGUAAAAACCAUGAGUUCCAUAUUUGCUUCCUCCCUCAAUGUGGUCACCACCUUCUACGUCAUGGUGGGGUUUUUUGGUUAUGUCAGUUUCAUGGAUGCUACUGCAGGCAAUGUGCUGAUGCACUUCCCCUCCAACCUGGUGACGGAGAUGAUCCGCGUGGGCUUUGUGAUGUCGGUGGCUGUGGGCUUCCCCAUGAUGAUCCUGCCGUGCAGACAGGCCUUGAACACGCUGCUUUUCGAGCAGCAGCAGAAAGAUGGCACGUUUGCAGCUGGGGGCUACAUGCCACCUCUCCGGUUUAAAGCGCUCACCCUCUCGGUGGUAUUUGGGACCAUGGUCGGCGGCAUCCUGAUUCCUAACGUGGAGACCAUCCUGGGUCUCACAGGUGCGACAAUGGGGAGCCUCAUCUGCUUCAUCUGCCCAGCUCUGAUCCACAAGAAAAUCCACAAGAACUCUCUUUCCUCCCAGGUGGUGCUCUGGGUCGGCCUGGGUGUCCUGGUGGUCAGCACGCUCACCACCCUGUCUGUGAGCGAGGAGGCCCCCAUGGACAUGGCAGAAGAAUCCCCCGGUGACAGGCUCAGGCAGGCCGAGGAUCUGGUGAAGGUGGAGGCAGCCCGGCUAUCAGUCCAGGAUCCUGUCAUGGCUGUAGACAUGGCUGAAGACAGCCGGGAUAAGCCAAAGCUGCCAAGGGAGAGCGAAGAGCUGGAACGGGCCCAGAUUAAGGGCCCCAUGGAUAUGCCUGAACGGGAAGAUGCCAAGGAGAUGCAUGAGGAGGCGCAGCUCGACCGCCCUGGUCAAGGAAUUGCCAUGCCUAUGGGCGAAGCCCACCGCCAUGAGCCUCCCGUUCCCCAUGACAAGGUGGUGGUAGAUGAAGGUCAAGACCAAGAAGGACCAGAAGAGAACAAACCUCCAUCCACACACAUGGAUGGAAAGGCUCCCGAGGGCCAGGGUCAGAUGGCACCGCCUCUGCCGAAUUCAGAGAGAGAGAAACCAGAGCCAGAGAAGGGUGAGGUCGGGAAGAGGCCCAGACAGGCCCAGGCCUUAGAGGAAGCAGGCGGUCUUCCUGAAGAUUCCCAGAAGGUUCCAGAAGCAGAUGGUCAGCCAGCUGUCCAGCCUGUGAAAGAGGACCUCGGGCCAGGCAACAGGGAUCUGCCUCAGGCGCCCCGGGCAGCGCUGUCUGAGGAGCAGAAGGUGGCAGGAGAAGGGGAGAAGGCUGCUGGGGUGCCACCACCAGGCAACGCUGCAGGGGACACGGGGAGACCCACAGAGGAUGGCAGCCGCGGUGGGAAACCCCUCCUGGUGGAGAAGCCGGCACCUGGGCCCGGGCAGCCAGAGCCUCUUGAGCAGAGGGACACGGAGCGGCCAGGCGGAGACCAGGCGGCCAGCAAGUUGGAGGAAGCUGGCAGGGCAGAGAUGCUGGACCACGCCGUCCUGCUGCAGGUGAUCAAAGAGCAGCAGGUGCAGCAGAAGCGCUUGCUGGACCAGCAGGAGAAGCUGCUGGCAGUCAUCGAGGAGCAGCACAAGGAGAUCCACCAGCAGAGGCAGGAGGAUGAGGAGGACAGGUCCAAGCAGGCAGAUAUGCAGCCAGAGCCUGGGGCAGUCGUGCCUCGAGGGCAGGAGGCCCAAGAUGGUGAGGCUGGGAAGUCGGCAGAGAAGGCACCCCCGCAGGCUCUGGAAACUGUCCUCGGAGCUCCUGGGGAUCACCCUGCUCUGCCCCAAGAGCUUGGCCAGCACUCCCCAGAAGAGCCUGAGGGGGCUGUGGGCAGAGAUGUUGCUGGCCCCCCUGAUGGCCGCUCUGACACAGAGCCCCGGACAGCCCAGGCCAAGCCAAGAGAAGGCCAGAAAGGUACUCUGUCUGGGGCAGCCGGUGCCAUGAAGGAGUUGCUUCCCAAGGCUCCAGAGCAGGUGCCCGUGCUAGACCCUGCCAGGAUGCCCAGACGCACAGAGGAGCACCUUGCUGUGGAGUUCCCUGGGCAGAGUCAGGACAUACUUGGGGGAGGUUCCCAAGAAAGGAAGAAACCUGGGAAGGAGGCAGCAGCCACUGGUGCUGGCAUCCAGAAGGAGGCCAACCGGCUCGUGGCAGGGCCAGGAGCAGAGAUCAGGGAUCCUCGCAGCAAGUCCAAGAAAACAAGCCAAGACCUGGGCCCCGCAGUGGGCCUGCCCAGCAGGUCAGAAGCAGCAGUUCCUCAGCCCCAGGCUGCAGUACGCCAACCAGAACUGCGGGUUAUCUCUGAUACAGGUCAGGGUGGGCAGCAGGGCCACCAGCCAGACCACGGCGGUCACCUGGAGACAAGGAAGGAGGUCCCCGGUGGGGCCCACAUGCCUGCGCCCCAUGGGCAGCCAGCCAGGGAGGAUGCUGCUAUCCCGGAGCCCAAGCAGAGGCCAGAACUGGAGCUUGGGCCCAAACUGGCUGUCCCCGGAGCUGAGAAGCCCGACAACGCUAAGCCCAACCGAGACCUGAAACUACAAGCUGGCUCUGACCUUCGGAGGAGACGGCGGGAUCUGGCCCCUCAUGCACAGGGGGAGCUGGCCCCAAAGGAUGGAGUCAUCAUCCGCUUCGACACCCUGCCGGACGUCCAGGUGAACGACCUCCGCAGUGCCCUGGAUACCCGGCUCCACCAGGCCGCAGCGGGUGCUUUGCAGGUGGUCCUCAGCCGGCAGAUUCAGCAGGUGCCUGGGACUCUGGAGGAGGCCUAGAGCCCACUCAUGCUGAGGGUGUGGACAGUGCGGAUGGCCACCCCCCUCCUCAGUCAGCGGCAGGUUUCCCCUGGCUGGUCCUGGCUGAACUCAAGAUCGUGCUCAUUUCUCGGUCUGAGGCCUUCACCAAGUGUUGGGAGUAAAAGUCUAAAAGAUGCACCAUUUACAACAUUGUUUCCAUUGCUGUCAUUCUGUUGUGCCUCUGCGUCUGAGGUUCCCAGCAUCUCCAAACGCUGUGCUCGCCGCAUCCUGUGAGGAAAAAUGGUUCUUGCCCUGAGCUGGCCAGUGCAUUUGCUCCAAGGUUCAGACUCGAGACUGCAUCUGCAGCCUGAUGCUUCUGUCUGCUUCAGACAGUCCUGUUACUGGCUGAGAGUGAAUGGGUGUUGAGGACAGUGGACAGUGUGACUACGGCACACACCUUUAUGUGGCUGAGUGUCCCAGUACGAGCUGUUAUGAGAACCAACGUUCAACCCCAAACUCCCAGUGACUCCGAAUUUUAUUUAUCUAAUGCUUCCCAUGAGUGUUGUAGAAAACCUUAAAUAAACACCUCUCCUCAUCCUGC